CGCCGCACUGGGUUUGUUUACGGUCUGAGCGUGGAGGGGCGCUAAUAGCACAGAUUUUUCACGUCGUAAACACAUCGCUUCCCUACCGAGAAAUACUUGCACAAUGGUGCGGUACCACGACUACAGACCGUGACAACCGUGCAUGUUGUACAGACUUGAAAAAGCACAUUUAUUUUCGACGCAGUCCGUGUUGCUCGAGCCGAAAUCCGAUAUCAAAACAUGGAGCUAUCUUACUAGUGUACUAACCAACAAUGGUGACGUUAGCACAGUUUGCUAGUAGCCUGGUAGGCUUCAGCAUUUCAGAAGAGGAACUGAGAAUCGCUGUCAUCUUGUUUUGAAACUAGUGUUACUGUGUGUCAUACGGUGGCUGACGGCUUCGAGUUUGUUGCGGAUUUCAGGGGAACGUUUUUGUGUAAUGUAAACAAGUCGUUGUCUCUAUAGCCUGCCAGUUAGCAACUGUCUGGUACACUUAAGGUAGUGAAUAAAUUGAUGCUGAAUGGGGGUGGAGUUUUUACUGGGACUGGCGCACAAGCUAGAAUAACAUUAGGUAUCUGUUGCCAGUUUGGGAAUACAGUGUCAGACAAAAUGGUUUUAAGGAGUUGUUGGAAAUCUCGACAUAAAAUCAGCUAUGGACCUGGUCCUUUUUGGAUCCGACCAGCACUGAUAGCCGUGCUCUGUUUAUAUGUGUCCAAGUUUGCUUGCGGGAAUGGGGCGGUGGGGGAAACCAAGCAUGUAGUCCAGAAAGAUGCGGAGUUUGAUGUCACCUAUAAUGAUACAGUGACAAGUGAAAACCAGACAAUCUAUGCCUUCAACCACACUGUCUCCAGGAAUAAGACAGAGGGAGUGCGUGUGUCUGUGGAUGUGUUGUCACAGGUUUUGGAGAGCCCUAUCCUGUUUGUAGUACGACAGAAACAAAAUGUGCUGUCUUUUCAAGUCCCUCUCAUACUAAGAGGCCUCUACCAGAGGAAGUACCCUUACAACCAUGUGGGCCGCACAUUGUGCCAGCCUCCAACCCGGGUCGCCUCCGAGACCCAGUAUUUCUUUGUGGAUGUGUCAACCCUGUCUAGCCAGGGUACAAACUACAAGCUCAGGGUCAGCCGUGUUGAAAGCUUCACCCUGCAGACAGACAAGAAAUUCAACUUCACUGCAUCACCAUCUCAGCCUCAGGUAUACACGGAGGCAUAUGUGAUGGGCAUGCUGUUCUGCCUGGGCAUCUUCCUCUCUUUCUACCUUCUCACCUUGCUGGUGGCCUGUGUAGAGAAGAUGCGAAUGAAUAAGAAGAGAGAGGUGUUUCAGAACCCUGCUGACAUGUCGCCUGCUGAGACAGCCUCUCUGCUUGGGAAGAACCGAGACGGCAGGAGUCCAGUCUCGCCAUAUGAAUAUGGCUCCAUUGCUGACAACGGCAGCACUCUGAGUUCAGAGGCCAUCACCGACAGCGCCACCUCAACUGACAACAACUAUGGAUACAUGGGGCAGGAGCUUUUCAAACGUCGACCAAUCCUCAAUCACCUUCACCACUUAGCCAUCCACAUCGAGCGAUCAUUGGAGAGUGUUGGACGAAGCAGGCAGGAGUCUCUGAGCUCUGUGGAGGAGGAUGACUAUGACACGCUGGAAGACAUCGACUCAGACAAGAACAUUGUCCGUACCAAGAAAUAUCUCUGCGUAGCUGACCUGUCCCGCAAAGACAAGAGGGUCCUCAACAAGAAAUACCAAAUCUACUUCUGGAACAUCGCCACCAUUGCUGUGUUCUAUGCCCUGCCAGUCGUCCAGCUGGUCAUCACCUACCAGACUGUUGUCAAUGUUACAGGAAACCAGGACAUUUGCUAUUACAACUUUCUGUGUGCCCACCCACUGGGAGCUCUAAGUGCAUUCAACAACAUCCUCAGUAACCUCGGUUACGUGAUGCUUGGACUCCUCUUCCUCCUUAUUGUGCUCAGGAGAGAUAUUGUCCACAGUCGAGCUCUGCUUCGCAACAGUCUCAACGCACUGGAGUGUGGUAUCCCAAAACACUUUGGCCUGUUUUAUGCUAUGGGAACUGCUCUAAUGAUGGAGGGCUUGCUCAGUGCCUGCUACCAUGUCUGUCCCAACUACACAAACUUCCAGUUUGACACUUCCUUCAUGUACAUGAUUGCCGGCCUGUGUAUGCUGAAGCUGUAUCAGAAGAGACACCCAGACAUCAACGCCAGUGCUUACACUGCCUAUGCCUGCUUGGCCAUGGUCAUCUUUUUUUCUGUGCUCGGAGUGGUGUUUGGCAAAGGAAACACAGCCUUCUGGAUCGUCUUCUCGGUGAUCCACAUCCUGGCCACUCUUCUCCUCAGCACGCAGCUCUAUUACAUGGGCCGAUGGAGGCUCGACUCUGGAAUCCUGCGCAGGAUUGUGUACGUGAUCUACACAGAUUGCAUCAGACAGUGCAGUGGACCUAUGUACAUUGACCGCAUGGUUCUGCUCGUAAUGGGGAACAUAGUCAACUGGUCUCUAGCUGCCUAUGGGCUCAUAGUGAAGCCUAAUGACUUUGCCUCCUACCUGCUGGCCAUCGCCAUCUGCAACCUGUUGCUCUACUUUGCCUUCUAUAUCAUUAUGAAGCUGCGGAGUGGUGAGAGAAUCCAGUGUCUGCCGUUGGUGUGUAUUCUCUUCACAGCCGUAGUGGGGGGUUUUGCAUUGUAUUUCUUCUUCCAGGGCCUCAGCACCUGGGAGAAAACACCAGCAGAGUCUCGUGAGCACAACAGGGACUGUAUCCUGCUCUCUUUCUUUGAUGACCAUGACAUUUGGCACUUCCUCUCCUCCAUUGCCAUGUUUGGAUCCUUCCUGGUCCUCCUGACCAUGGACGACGACCUCGACACCGUCCAGAGAGACAAGAUCUAUGUCUUCUAGAUUUGCCAGAUCUUCUGUGAUGACCUCAGCUCUUCCUCUCGGCCUUAUCGCACUUCUCUCUCUCUCCUCUCCAUGUUUUCAAAAAGCACAGCCAGUAGCCUAUUUUUCCCAGGCUGUAUAGAGGCGCCUCUCUGCUUCUCGCAGCCAAUCACAGCAGGUCAGGGAAAGGCUCCCACCUGUAUGGACAAUAAUGUCCCAAUAAAGAGCUGCAUCGACAUUGAGUGAUACUGAAAUGUUUUGUUCUCUCGCUGCCAUUGUCGACAUAACUUUUGUAAUCAGUGUCACUCACUGCUGAGUAAGUUAACAUUGUAAAGCACUUUUAUAUCGUCUGCAUUACAUUUGACCUACAAGUCAGUGUAUUUUGAAAUUACUGUUUACAUGUUUAUAUGCUGUGUGUGUUUGUACAGGUGUAUGUGUUUACAGACAUGAAUCCUGUCCAUGUCAGUGGCCUUUAAUGUUCUAUUAAUAGUCACAUACUGUUCUCUGAUCGGUCAGACCCUCAAACUAGCCAUUCUUCUCACUGGAGAAUAUUGAUGAUUUACUUCUCGACUGCCCUCAUGUCUGACUGUGAAGGUAUUUUGAACAAUACUGUUUGAAUGUUUAAUGUCAAACACUGCAACGAAUGGUUACUGAAUAAAGGGACAAGGGUCUCAAUUUGA
This is a messenger RNA of Monopterus albus (swamp eel), 3530 nucleotides long. It is a transcript of the gene sidt2, whose product is annotated as SID1 transmembrane family, member 2. The coding region runs from base 490 to 2871 and encodes 793 amino acids. Gene Ontology annotation, molecular function: double-stranded RNA binding; RNA transmembrane transporter activity. The transcript is spliced from 24 exons. Gene Ontology annotation, biological process: RNA transport. The record is from RefSeq and is a predicted model, not a curated record. NCBI's taxonomy places the organism in Eukaryota, Metazoa, Chordata, Actinopteri, Synbranchiformes, Synbranchidae. Gene Ontology annotation, cellular component: plasma membrane; lysosome.